This is a messenger RNA of Leguminivora glycinivorella, 2640 nucleotides long. RefSeq names its product zinc finger protein ZFP2-like. The transcript has 12 exons. Lineage: Eukaryota; Metazoa; Arthropoda; Insecta; Lepidoptera; Tortricidae. Gene Ontology annotation, molecular function: zinc ion binding; DNA-binding transcription factor activity, RNA polymerase II-specific; RNA polymerase II transcription regulatory region sequence-specific DNA binding. The record is from RefSeq and is a predicted model, not a curated record. The coding region runs from base 306 to 2453 and encodes 715 amino acids. Gene Ontology annotation, biological process: regulation of transcription by RNA polymerase II. Gene Ontology annotation, cellular component: nucleus.
UGGAGUAUAAUCUACAGAUACUUACAUAAAAUUCCAAUAAGAUCGUUUUAAAUGAUAACAGCAGUGUUUUUAAGAAUUAUAAGGGCCAGUGCAGUGUAUCUGAUUAUGAAAUUAACUUUCAAUAAUCAAAUAUUAUUAGCAGCGUCUGCCUCAUAAAAAUCUGAUAGGUCAAGCGAACUAAAUAGCUAAACAAAUAGCUCUUGUGCAGUGUCUUUACUUUAUUUUUACUAGUAUAUUUGUAAAUAAGCUCAGAAAUUGUAAAUAAAUGUUAUUAGAUCAUACUUUAGUAGUGUAAAUCAGCAAUAAUGUCAUCAUCAAUGAUUGAGGACCCUGUGAAGUUGGAGGUGACUAACGAAUCUUUUCGAGCGUGCAGAGUCUGUCUCGCCUGGGAUGUGAAACUGUACAGCAUUUAUGAAUGGGGUCUGAGUGAUAUGUUCAUGGAGAUUAUGGGAACUACAAUAUCUGUGUGGGACGGGCUUCCGCAGCACUUGUGUGUGUGGUGCCGUGUGCAGCUAGGGCGGGCGCGGGCGCUCCGCGCUCGCUGCCGCCGCUCCGACGCGCUGCUCAAGCAGGCACUGCAGCAUCAGCACUUUAUCACAGACUUUUUCAUUCGUACCAUUGACCGCUCUAUGCAUGGAUUGACAAACACACUCUCUAGUCAUAGAAAUCCCGAAAAUGUGAUCGAAAUUGAUAUAUAUGAUCAAGCGUCACUAGACGAUGAUAGAAAAUUAGAAUGUAAAGAUAUAAUACAAAAGAGCGACACAGAAAAUGACAAGCCAGAACUUGACUUAAACUGGGACGAUGAUGAUGAUGUGUUUCUUAACAAACUAAGUUCUGAUAGUGAAUAUGAACAAGAUUUAAGUAAAGUAAAGAAAAAAAUGAAUAAAAAAGUUGCUACUGUACAUAAAUUACCAAGAGUAGAAAUAGUAGAAGUCAACAUAGAGCCUCAAGAUAUAGUAGUUGAAGAGAAAAAGACUAGAAAACGGACAGUUAGACAGAAAAUUGAAAAAAAAGCUAAAGAAAAAGUUUCAGUCAAAGUUAAAAGUAAAGCAAAAGUGAAGUCACAAGUUAAAAUAAAAGUUAAAGAGACUAAUAACAUAAAGGAUAAUGAUACAGUUAAGGUAAGAAAAAGAAAGCCUCAACGAUUCAUAGAAAAGCUAGGGACAGAGGAAGAAAUUAAAGAAUUUGAAAAGAAAUACAAUUUUCAAGUGCAGAAUUUGACGGAAGAGGAAAUGGCAAAAGACAUGGAAGAAAGGAAGAAGUCGGAUAACUACCUGAAUGGAAUGUACAAGUGUGAAUUAUGUUAUAAAGGAUUCCUCACACACACUUCUUAUAAUAACCAUUUGAAGUCACAUGAUGUGACGCGCGGCGAACACGAGUGUCAGUACUGUCAUCUGCGCUACCACACGCCCGGCAAGCUGCGCGACCACAUGCGCAACGCGCACCGCCUCAAGUUCCUGUGUGCCGUCUGCAGCAAGUUCAUGGCAGGGCUACAAUGCGCGAUUCUGCACGCCGCGUUUCACUCAGGCACCACAUUUCAAUGCGCGCACUGUGACAAACAGUUCCUCAAGAAGACAUCGCGUUCAACGCAUAUGCGUAUAGCUCACCCGUUGGAGAACGCUAGCAUCGGCACCUGUGAGCUGUGUGGAGAAAUCUUCACGAGCCGCCAGGGGCUCAAGAUGCACAAGACUAGGAGCCACAGGGAGUCGCUGGACCGCAGUCUGUUCUGCCGCAAGUGCCGCCUGCAGUUUGAAACCACGGAAGCCUUGCGGCGCCACAAGGACCAACAGCCUGGCAAGCGUUGCUACAAUAACAAGAGCGCGUGCCAACAAUGCGGAGCGCUGUUCAAGACAGAGGAAGGACUGAUACAACACAAGCGCGAGACGCACGGCGUCGAAUUGUUCACUUGCGACGCGUGCAACAAAUCGUUCCUGUCAAAAAUGUCCCUUUCGGUACAUAUCGACCGGUUGCAUCUAAACAUCAAACCCGGAUCCGGUAGACAACAGUACUACGCUCGUCUGCAAAGGAAGAGGGGGGACAAACCUAAAGGAACUCAGCCUAGGGAGAAGAAAAAUGUUUGCGAAGUUUGUGGAAAAUCCUUCACGUGCCUGUCAGUACUGAAGACUCACCAGUUGGACCACACGGGAGACCGCCCCUUCAAGUGUUCACAGUGCCCCAAGGCGUACUUAUACGCCUGGCAGCUGAGGAACCACAGCGAUUGCGUCCACCGCCGCAUUCGCAAGUGGCGCUGCUCUGAGUGCCCGAAGACCUUCCUCCACCAGUCAUCAGUCUACGUUCACAAACUGAUUCACACGGGUAAAAGGACACACAUGUGCAGUUACUGCGGGAAGGCGUUCCUGCAAUCCGGCUCUUUGUACACACACGUCAAAUACGUGCACCUCAAGGUCAAACCGCCGCCGCGCAAACGGAAGAAGGACAAACCGUGCCUAUGAGACCUCCCCGAAUGUCCAAAACCGGCCAAAUUUUAGUACUGUAAAUAAACUAGCCGGUAUUACUCAGAAACUCAUAGGUUACGGUGACCGCUUUCCAUCAGGCGGGCCGUAUACCUGUUUGCCACCGACGUGGUAUAAAAAAAACCGGCCAAGGGCGUGUCGGGCCACGCUCAGUGUAGGGUUCCGU